GGACGACGGUGUAAAGCCUAUCACCUGCCUCGCUGUUACACUGCAGCUAUACACAGACUGGCACCGCACAUGCAUGAAGAGCUCUCUUUGUUUUGCUUCCCUCUUACAGGUGAUGAUGAUGAUGAUCAUGAUGAUGAAGCUGUGGAAUUUGCUUUUUCUGUUUUGUUUUCUCAACCCCGAAGCAGAAGGUCACAUCAGCCUGCCGAUGAAUCACACUGUUGUGGUAGAACUGGAUUCAAUGAGCAGCAAAGUUACCAACGUCUCGCUACACUGUGGCGAGGCCUUCAAGGAUCUCGAGGUCUACUGGGAGAAGAAGAAUCUGCGGCGAGGCACGGGCGUCCAGCUGAACAUCAAGGUGGAGGACUUUCUGCAUGGGGGCAACUACACCUGCCACCGCAAGGAUAACAAAGAAGUGCUCAACUACACCAUGGUUCUGAUCCACAAGACGAGAGACAGCCAAGGAGACUACCCGAAAACAAUCCUGCAGAAGCUUUCAGAGAAAAAUUACAUUAAAUGUGAGUCCAACAGUCACUGUGGAAAAUUUGAGUGCUCCUGGAAUUUUGAUGUCAAUUCACGAGGUGUCGAAAUCGUGGCCAGUGCCCACCGGUCAUCCGGGUCUUCAAUGGAUGGCAGCAUCCAGUGCACUAUCGGCACAAAAGAGAAGAACAAAGCCCUAUGUGAAGAACUGCGUUUUUGCCCUUACCGAGAAGAGUCGGACCAGGUCACAUUUGUGAUGCACAUCAUCCACGGCACACAGCUAGAAGAGUACGUUGAAAAAUUCUUCUUGUCAGACAUCGUAAAGCCAGAUAAGCCUCAAGACAUCGAGAAAAAGAAUGCCAGCACUGUCGUGUGGAAAUAUCCCAGUACCUGGAACCAUUCCUCUACCUUCUUCCCUCUGUACUUUGAAGCCAAAGCCAUCAAAGGAGGAAAAAACUGUGAUGAUGAAAGCGGGCAAAAGAGAAGGAAGGAGAGCUCAACUAGUGUCUUCACUGAAGAUCUUCAUUUCAGCAGCAGAUGUUCAAAGUGUACUGUCUGCAUUCGGGCGAAGGACAGGUUCCACAACUCUUCAUGGAGUGAGUGGAGUUCAGUGAACAUUCACCUGGGGUACUGGAAGAAACGAGGAGGACUUGGAAACCUUUAUUGAAGACUGUAGCAGCUGUGCCCAGUGGAGGGCGGGCG
This is a messenger RNA of Polypterus senegalus (gray bichir), 1179 nucleotides long. It is a transcript of the gene il12ba, whose product is annotated as interleukin 12Ba. The coding region runs from base 74 to 1144 and encodes 356 amino acids. The record is from RefSeq and is a predicted model, not a curated record. Gene Ontology annotation, molecular function: protein binding. The transcript is spliced from 7 exons. NCBI's taxonomy places the organism in Eukaryota, Metazoa, Chordata, Cladistia, Polypteriformes, Polypteridae.